Alligator sinensis (Chinese alligator) is the source of this 3254-nucleotide messenger RNA. It is a transcript of the gene SGO2, whose product is annotated as shugoshin 2. Bases 228 to 3215 code for a protein of 995 amino acids. Gene Ontology annotation, cellular component: chromosome, centromeric region. The record is from RefSeq and is a predicted model, not a curated record. The transcript is spliced from 8 exons. NCBI's taxonomy places the organism in Eukaryota, Metazoa, Chordata, Crocodylia, Alligatoridae.
AAUUAAAUAUUUGUAUGACAAUGCACAUGUUGAAAGCAAGGCAACAACUCAGUAUCAUUGUAGAUACCCUUAAAUGGAUAGGACUAGCUAGGUUAACUUGGCAUUUUUAGCUGAGAACAAGAUAUCUAACAGAGAAGUUAAUUCUCUUAACUCUAAACUAGCCCUAACUGGUGAUGUAAUUUUUUUUAAUAGAAUGAAAUUAUAAAUCAAUCUUUUGGGCAUUCUUGAUGACAAAUGGGAUUGUUCUGACAAUGGAGAAACAAGCAUCUGCUGAAACAUCCUCCAGUUGCGCACUGGGUGCUCUUGGAGGGCAUAUGAAGGAGGAGAGAACUUUCAAAGCUGCAAAGCUGAAUGCUUCUCUUGCAUCCAAAAUGAAAAGUAAAAUAAGAAACUACUCUUCUUUUUUUAAAAUAUCUUUAAAAUACAAUAAUAAAGCAUUGGCUCUGGCUCUGAGUGCAGAGAAGGAAAAUUCUCGGAGGCUGAAGAAUGAGAAGCUCUUUCUUCAGAAAGAAGUAGAGGAGCUGCAAUUUCAUAACAUUUUGCUUCGUCAAAAACUGAACUGUUUGAACAAAACACUCACAGAUAUAGAAGCUUUUUUGAAUAAUAAUCUCUUAACUGCAAUCAAAAUAAGCAGCGUUUCUGAGCAUCUUCAGAGUCCACUUCCACAACCAGAUGGUAAAAACAGCCAUGUUGGUGAUCCAUCCAAGAUUUCACAUCAUUCAGUUAGAUCUGGAGGAAUGUCUGUGAAGAUUCCUUUAGUUGCAGCACAUAAUGCAAAACAGAAAAACAGUCCUCCUGUAUGUGAAAUAGCUGAUGAUCUUUGUAAAAACACUGCUGUUGCAUCUAACAAAGUCUGCUCAGAUAAGAUCAGUUCUGAAUUGUUAUUGAGUUCUGAGAAAAGUAAUUCAAAACCAAAUGAAAUAGAAAAAAUGGAAACAGUCUUAGAUGCACAUGUAUGUGUCAAAGAAAAUCGGCCAUGGACAGAACUCAACUGUAGCUGUGUUUUCAUCUCUGAUGUCAGUAAUAUACCAUCUAUGGGCCCAUUUGAAGAGUUUAUGAAACCACACAAUGAUAGUCCAUUACCAUUAAAUGAAAAUAUGACUCAGUGGAAGAAACAUGCACUAUUUUGUAGAUCAGAUAUUAAAUCUACUAUAAAUGAAUGUAAUAAAGAAGGGAGUCUAAAUAAUGAGUCACAUAAUAUAACUGAUAAUGGCAAUGUGACUACUACUACAAGUGUUCAGCCAAAACUAAAUAUGUUGUCUCAACUUCCUCCUUCCCCAGUUCAGUCUAUCAAAGAAUUUGGUAAGACAGAAUCAAAUAAGAUGCACUUGGUUAGCGAGAGAAAGCCUGAGGAAACUGUUUAUGAUGCUGAUAUGGAAUUGACAGCUAGUGAUUUGCGCGAGAUCCUCACAGUUGCAUCAAAAGUCAAAAAUAAUAGGAAUAGUAAUGUAAAAAAUGAUAAAAUUUCAGCAAAUUUAAGAAAGGUGAGAUAUUCAAAUACAGGGAAAAAGGAUAAAAAGAAAAUGAACAGCAAUCCUAGAAGCAUUUCUGGUUUUCCAAGUGAGGAAGGGCACAAAAAUACUGAAGUUGCUAAAAAUUCAAAUAUUGCUGAACCAGAAGCUGACAUGUUUCAAAUGCAGAUAAAACCUGUGGCUCAAGGGAAUGCUUUGAAGAAAUGGAAACUACUGAGGAUCAAUAAACAUGAUGUUGGACAGAACUCUCAAAACAAUCAUAAAAAUGUCAGACAGACCUAUGUGGUUAAUUUAGCAUGUCCUGAUGAACCAAAACAAGAAAAAAAUAAAGAAGGUUGCUUGGAAAACAUGGCUGACAAGCUCCAAUGCCCUGACUUUAUCUUAUCCUGUAGCAACGCGCUAUCAAAAGAUUAUAGUACUAAAAGUUUACAAAGUAAAGAAAACCACGUGUCCAAUACCAUGUCUCUAGAGCAGAACUUAGCAGUUACAAAUGGGAACUAUAAUAGACCAAAAAUAAACAGAAAAAACUUUCAAAUCCCUUCUGAAAUGAGCAAAACAAAUUACUAUAGAGAAAAAACUGGACAGCAGUCAGACAGCUGUUCAAAAAGUUCCAGUGCAAAGGCAUGCCAAUCUGAUUGUAAGACAGAACAAGACCAGAAGAGUAACAGAAAGAGUGAAUAUCACAAAGAUGAUAGUUGCAGGGACAGUUCUACUUGUACUGUACCUAUCCAGGAAAUAGGCCAAAAGGUUAAUAUUUCACCAGGAAGCUCAAAGCGGCUCUUCACAAAAAGUAACCAGAAAAAUAAUAUUAAUAAAUCAAAAGAUCUUGCACCAUAUACAUUUUCUGUAAAGCAAUGGUUAAAAAAUGAAACCAUGUCACACAAUGAAGUUCUUGGAAAUAGAAUUACUAAAACACAGCAAGUUCAGGGAGAUUUAGAUAUUCAGACCAGUAAACCUGAGAACAAACAAUCAGCUAAAUCCUCCUUAAAGAACGUGGUUGAUUGCAGUGUUAAAAAGCCUUCUAUUUUAAUUUUCCCAGAUAAUCAGAUUAAGAACAAAGACAAAAUUAUUUCUAAGGAUGCUGAGAUUAGGCUAGAAGCGUAUGACAGGAGGCAUAUUGACCAGAUGGAACAGAAUGUUUUGGAUGACCAAAAGACCCAAACAGAGGUGGAGUCCUUCAUGAACAAGUUGAUUGUUAAACCAGAACUACUGCAUUUUAUGCCUAAAGAAUCAGAACUUUUAAAAUUCUCACCUGUGGCCUGUUCUGAGGAUAUGUCAGUUGCUUCAUGCAGCUCUUAUCAAGGGAGUCUUUCACACAAAGAGCUCCCAGCUGUUAACCACCAUACAAUUUCUGUAAACUUCCCUCUCCUAAAGACCUCUGAAAUCUUCAAAAAAAUUAAUGAGAGACCAUUGUGCACUAAUAAAGGAGGGAGGAAAUUCAAAAUGCCUUUUGAAAGAUCUUGUCAAAAGAACUUAAUACUAUGCAAUAAGAGUCAAGCUCUACAAGAUCUGACAAAUAUGAAAUUAUAUCCCCAUAAUUCCUUGCCUGAAACCCAGAAAAUUUUUGAAGAAAACUCAAAAACACCAACUAGACGAAGAAAAACCAACAUUUGCUACAAAGAACCUAGAUUAAACAGCAAACUGAGGCGUGGAGAUCAGUUUACAGAUUCGGAGUUUCUGAAUUCCCCUGUCUUCAGAGUAAAAAAUAAAAGGAGUUUCAAAAGUAAACCAAGACUAAGCUGAAAGCAAGCAAGAAGAGAACAUACUUUUAAAAUGUUUUGU